Messenger RNA from Lampris incognitus (smalleye Pacific opah), 1020 nucleotides. Its product is annotated as troponin T, fast skeletal muscle-like. The coding region runs from base 1 to 822 and encodes 273 amino acids. Gene Ontology annotation, molecular function: tropomyosin binding; troponin I binding; troponin C binding. The record is from RefSeq and is a predicted model, not a curated record. Gene Ontology annotation, cellular component: troponin complex. Lineage: Eukaryota; Metazoa; Chordata; Actinopteri; Lampriformes; Lampridae. The transcript is spliced from 12 exons. Gene Ontology annotation, biological process: sarcomere organization; muscle contraction; regulation of muscle contraction.
AUGUCUGACAACGAGGAAGUGGAUCAGUAUGAGGCCCAGGAGGAGAUAGUAGAAGUAGAAGUAGCUCCUGAGGCGGAGGCACAGGUAGAGCCAGAGCCUGAGCCAGAGGUAGAGACUGAACCAGAGCCACAACCAGAGCCUGAGGAGGAGGUGGAGGAGGAGGUGGAAGAGGAAAAGCCAAAGUUCAAGCCUAGUGCACCUAAAAUACCCGAUGGCGAGAAAGUGGACUUCGAUGACAUCCAGAAGAAGCGUCAGAACAAGGACCUGAUUGAGCUGCAGGGUUUGAUUGAUGCUCACUUCGAGUGCAGGAAGAAGGAGGAGGAGGAGCUCAUUGGCCUCAAAAUGAGAAUUGAGAAGCGUCGAGCGGAGCGAGCUGAGCAGCAGAGGAUCCGUGCUGACAGGGACAAAGAACGCCAAGCCAAGCGUGAGGCGGAGAGGCAGAGAAAGGAGGAGGCAGACGCUCAGAGAAAGGCUGACGAUGAGGCCAAGAAGAAGUCGGCCCUGACCAACAUGGGCUCCGGCUAUGGCAGCCACCUUCAGAAGGCUGAGGGAAGGAGAGGGAAGAAGCAGACCGAAAGAGAGAAGAAGAAGAAGAUCCUGGCAGAGAGAUGCCAACCCCUCAACAUUGACAAUUUCAGCGAUGACAAGUUGAGAGAAAAGGCUAAGGAGCUGUGGGAGGCAUUUCACAACCUGGAAUCGGACAAGUAUGACGACCUCGAGAGACUCAAGAGGCAGAGAUAUGAGGUCAUCUCUCUCAGGAACCGUAUUGACGAGCUGCAGAAACACAGCAAGAAGGGAGCCCACGCCCGCCGCAGGAAGUAGGAAGUAGUAGUCCUCUUCAGCUGCAGUCCGAGCCGAGGACAGUCCAACACCCUGGACAUCUUAAUGUCUGUUUUUACCUCUGUGUUCGUCACCAUCGAACCCCUGUAUUCUGGUAUAUGGUAUUUAAGGCAUUUUGUAAAUAUCUAAUGUGACGUUCCAGCUUCCUUGUUACUUUGCAGCACAAUAAAAUCCCUCCUC